CGUCAGCACUUCCACAACAACAAGAAGCUGAAAAACAAGGAAGUGGAGGAAUCGCGAAGCAGCAGCAAAUCUGAUCUAAAGGCCGCGACUCGAUACGCACAGUGUCCCCGUGUUGAAAGCAGACAUCUCCCGCAGCCGCCGCACCGCUCCCGCCGCCAUGAACAACAAAGGUUCCUAUCCACAGCAGGCAGUGUAUCCUCAGCAGAGCACUGCCCCUGUAUACCCUCCUGCUAUGCAAAUGUCCCCUCAGGCACCUCCCUACACAGACACACCACCUGCAUAUUCUGAGAUAUACCAGCCCAGAUAUGUGCUUCCACCUCAGGUGCCUGGUCAGAUGCAGCAGAUGUCCUCUCACUACCCUGGUGCUCAGAUGUUUAUGCCCAUGCAGCCACAGAUGGCUGUAGGGCAGAUGGGUCAGAAUGUCCCCAUGGCUUACUAUCCCAUGGGAGCUAUGUACCCCCAUGGUUCAACAGUGAUGGUGGACAGUGGUUUUGACGCUGGUGCUCGCUUCACACAGGGCAGCAACGUUUCCAUCCCACCCCCACCUCCUGGACAUCCCCCCAACGCAGCUCAGCUGGCUGCCAUGCAGGGUGCCAAUGUUGUAAUGUCACAGCGCAAGAGUAACUUCUUCCUGGGCGGAUCCACUGGAGGUUAUACCAUCUGGUAACAGCAACUCCUCAACUCCUCCAUCAUGCCUAAACCGUGUCCCUCGUCCCAAACUGAUGCCCCAGUUUUACCCACAUCCCAUACGCCUCCCUCUUCAGGCUGCUUGGCCGUGCCACAAUACUGAUAUCACCUAAUGGAAUGUAAUAUUUUAGAGCCCUUGUGAAAGGUACAGUACUCCACUUGUGACAUAGAGAUGAAAAGAUAAAUGCCACCGCCUGGAGUGAUUAGAUAAAAAAAAAUUUAAAUGUUGUAGAAUUCAUGCCACAAUUCUUUAUUGGCUUAAUCCAGAUUGAAUUUCCAGGCGUUUGUUGAACGGACCAGGUCUCCUUUUGAUCGAAUGGAUCACAAAUUACAAUUAAUAUGUACUUGUAUACCUGUAAAGCUACGUAAAUGAAAUGUUGAAAUAUCAGCCCUGCAUUAUUUAGUUUAGCUGCUUUAUGGUGAAAGUGAAACGCAGUUACAAAGUUGCAGUUGAAGCGCAAAAAAAAAGAAAUACUCCACAUGUCUUUUUUGAAUACUUUUAGUGUAGUUAAAUUAAUAGAUGUGUAAAAGUUCCAUGUAAAUACCAGUAUAACCAUGAUCAAGAGAAAUGACAUCUCAACAAAAAAAAAAAAAUCUGCAUCUUGGGUGCUUUUAGUUAGAAUUGUCUUGUCUUUUGCACAGUAUCUAAAAUACCACAGCCAAUCUGUUGCACAGUGAACUGCCCACCUGACAGAUUGCUACAUCUCAAUCACGUGUAAAUGAAAUUGAUUUGACGUCAGCGAAUAAUUCCAGAAAAAGAUUCCAUGUAACAUCCAAAGUGAAUUACUGUACCUUGUUGGGCGACUUGUAGAUGAACAUAGUCAAAGUGCCAAAGAGCACUGGGGAUAGCCCUCAUUUAAAGCAAAUUAACUUCAGUACACUUAAAGGAAAGAAAUUUAAAGUAAAUCCAAAUAGUAGGUGGAACGGGAAGGGGUGGUUGGUGUAACAUUUUAGCUUUUUUUGUGUGUCCUGUUUCUAUUUCACAGUCGGAUACCCAGAGUUUAUACACUAAAUGUUUAUUGUGCCGGUUUGGAGACCUACCCUCUUGUUUCUCCUCCACGAAGUAUAAUUUGGUGCCAUUUAAUAAACUUUUCCACCGUAGAACAACGUCACCUUUGUGAUCGCAUUUGUUUCUAGUCGACAUUUUUCUAAGGUUGAGGAGACUUAAAUAUUUCCGUGUUUUGCGUUUCUUCCUUCAUGACUUUUCCACGUUCGAGUGAUUUUUACAUGAGUAGUUAGGGUUUAAAAGGAUCACGAGUAUGACCGAUGAGCUGGUUGUACCAAGGAUUUGGUCGACAAUGCACUUAACGUUUGGUUGUGACUUUCAGGAAACGUCACAAUUUAAAAGCAAACAUAUCAUUGAUCUAAGCAGUGAGCAGAUUGUUGGCACCUAGAACCGUCGGUCGUCACAAGACUGCAAUCAUUAGUGUGUUAAUGUCACUUUGUGUAAGUCAGUCGCAUCUUUUAAGUUGUUGCAUACUUUUGCACCUUUUGCUGUGAACAAAUUUGAUUAAAUACUUUUUACCUGAGAUGCACUGCUAAGCAGAUCGGAGAGGUUGCAGACAUGAGGCUACUCUGUCUUUUUUUGAAUUCCUGGUUUCAUGUCCCUUUUUAAAGAAAGCUGUGAGAUUUUCCUUCAUCGAGUCUAUUCCAUUUCUUUCUUAAUGUCCAGACGUGUCGUGUUGUUCAGUAAAUUGAAAGUGUACGCGAACCCUUUUUCGCGACAAGGCUUUUGCCACGGUCGGCAUAAAAUCAUUCCCAUGACAUAAUUGUGUAUUGCUAAUUAAAAACCUUCUUUAGAAUGUUUACGUAAUUCCCUAUCAUACAAAACUUUAACUAUAUGGAGUUAGCUCAGUCUGUAUGGAUACCAUCAACUGAUGUUUGUAGAUAUUCAUUUCGAUGUCUGGUUGUGUCACUGGGUAUCCGACAUACCGUGUCAGGUUUUAACAGCUGUGGCCUCCAGUAACACAAACACUCGCUGUUGACCAACAUUUAGCGAUUUCAGUGUUAUUGAAGAUCAGUGCGACCAGCUGUCUAAAAAUUCAUCCACUGACCGUCCCGUCUGGGCAGCCCACACACGAAGCUGCUGCCUCGCAUGUGACCGACGUGUCACUCAAAGUGUUUCAGAAACUGUCUCCGUGUGUAUGAACUCUCGUUUCACACACAGCUUUGUUGAGGACGAGGCCACAGCUCUCAAAACUUCACACACAAAAAAACAUGAUUCAAACAAAUGUUUUCUCGUUUUCCAUCUCUGCUCUGAUUGUUUGCUAAGCAGCAUACUGGUGGCUUUUGUCCCAGCAAUAUGAAGUACUGUAAACUACAGCUGACCAGUCGAUGCUAUGCCAACCACAGCCAGCAAAUGGAUCACUCCCUGUUGAAGGAUUAUGGACAUUUAUAGUUCAGGGAUUCUCUUGACAAUAUUUUGUACUAAAGUGAUGUGAUGGACUUUGGUACACAUUCUAUCUUUUAAGAUUACUAAAGGAGAUGAGUGUCACUACAGUUUGCUGAGACGCGUCAAAGAUGGAAUACUUUGAAAAAAGAAAAAAAAAGAUCUUAGGUGCACUUAACUUUUUUAUACUAAACUUAAAAUUUAAAAUGUAAGUUUAGAAUAAAGGUUAUUUUGGAAAUUUGAAA
Molecule: messenger RNA, 3321 nt
Organism: Pleuronectes platessa (European plaice)
Lineage: Eukaryota; Metazoa; Chordata; Actinopteri; Pleuronectiformes; Pleuronectidae
Gene: dazap2
Product: DAZ associated protein 2
Exons: 4
Coding region: 158-667 (169 amino acids)
Source: RefSeq, a predicted model, not a curated record